Molecule: messenger RNA, 1539 nt
Organism: Guillardia theta CCMP2712
Lineage: Eukaryota; Cryptophyceae; Pyrenomonadales; Geminigeraceae
Exons: 18
Coding region: 1-1539 (512 amino acids)
Biological process (GO): phospholipid transport
Molecular function (GO): protein binding
Source: RefSeq, a predicted model, not a curated record
AUGGUGAUUCUCAAGGAGUACAGGAUCGUCAUGCCGGUCACCGUCGAAGAGUACAAGAUAGCACAGAUUUACAUGACCGCCAAGACUCAGUCUAUGGAGGCUGAGCAACCCAACGGAGCUGGUGAUGACACCAUGCGGAUGUGCGACUUGUUCUUUGCUGAGACUCUGCGAUCAGGAGUGGAAAUCUUGGAAAAUACACAAUGCGUCCAUCCGACUAUGGGUCCUGGAAUCUACACUAAGAAACACUAUCACAUUGAGAGAAGAUUUCCGGGAUGGCUUCGAGCGAUUGCCCCCAAGUCUGGAAUGACUCUUGUUGAGACUGCCCACAACUGCUAUCCGCACGUCGUGACGGAGUUGAGGCUCCCUCUAUUCCACAAGUUCUUGAUGCGGGUUGAGACGAUUCAUGCACAAGACAGGGGGGAUAGCUUCAACAUCCACAAGUUGGACGACAAGAAGUUGAAGCAGAGAGAAAUAGUGUACGUGGACAUCUCGGAGAAGGACGACCACCACAAGAAGAAGAAGAUGUACGACAAGGAUAACACGGAUCCAAGAACUUUCAAGUCCGUGCGAACAGGCCGCGGGCCCCUCGUCGGGAACUGGCAGUCGUCGAGUGAACCUGUCAUGUGCGCUUACAAGCUGGUGACCUGCGAGUUCGACUACUGGCCCUUCCAGCACAAGAUCGAAGAGUUCAUGCACUCGUACGAACGGUCAAUCUUCCUGAACGCAAACAGGUCCAUGUUCUGCUGGAUGGAUGAAUGGCACGGCCUCUCCGUCGAGCAAGUUCGGAUUUACGAGGAGAUGGUGACUGAGAGGACGAACAAGAUAACUGCUAUUAAGGAGGGCAAGCUGCACGGCAGGAUUGAAGACAUCCCCGAAGUUCACCCGCCGAGCCCCGAGACGGCGGAGGGCGAGAAGGAGCAGACGGAGAGGAAGGACGCGGUCGCCCCUGCUCUGAACGAGAUUAUCAAAGUCGAAGGAGUAUCGGACGCCAAUGUCAGCGCCGACAACUUGAUGGGCGACAAACUGACCGAGUCUCCUCAAGAGAAUGGGAACAAAGGAGGAGAAGCGAACGGUGUUGGCCUCCAUCAGGCUUCUGUUAACGGCGAUCGAGCUCCGCAGAUCUUGCUAGCUGGGCCCGACGAAGCUGUCAAGGUGGAGGUUGAGAAACCAAGGGAUCGGACGCUGCCCCCUCAAUUCGUUUCCUCUCCUGCUGUACGCAAGAACCAGCCUCAUGAGAAUGGCGACGAGGAUGUGAAGCUAACGAUGAGCGACGGAGACGAGAAGAGGGACAGGUUGAUGGCCGGGAGCAGCACGAGCCUUCCUGAGAAUCAUGCGCACCGUGAAAACAGCGACUCCUCGUACGGGCAGUACGAGAUCAUUCAGAGCGGGCAAGCUGUUUGCUCCAUCGAGUGUAAGCUUGAAGUGCAGCCGAGACAGGACUCGCUGCCGGAGGGAUGGGAGCAGAGGUUCGACGAGGAAGGAAGGGUCUUCUACGUCGAUCACGUCAACUGUAUCACUCAGUGGAACAAGCCCAACUGA